This is a messenger RNA of Phyllostomus discolor (pale spear-nosed bat), 1950 nucleotides long. RefSeq names its product vexin (gene VXN). The record is from RefSeq and is a predicted model, not a curated record. The transcript has 6 exons. The coding region runs from base 177 to 794 and encodes 205 amino acids. Lineage: Eukaryota; Metazoa; Chordata; Mammalia; Chiroptera; Phyllostomidae. Gene Ontology annotation, biological process: neuron differentiation; neurogenesis.
GGAUUAGAAAAUGUUGCAGGAAGGCUCUGGAAUGAGAUGAGCUCACAGCACCAGCCUGUCUUUUGUGGACCUGCACAAUGAUCCCCGAGCCAGACUGGAUCCGGAAACCUCGCGACUAGGGGUUCAGAGAGAGGCCUCCAGUUCCCGGGCACUUUAGGGGAGAGAAGGCUGCAACGAUGCAUCAGAUUUACAGCUGCAGCGAUGAAAAUAUAGAAGUUUUCACCACUGUGAUUCCUUCCAAGGUGUCCAGUCCAGCCAGAAGAAGAGUCAAAAGCUCUCAACACCUCUUGACUAAGAAUCAGGUGGUAAUCGAGUCGGACCUGUACUCUUCCCGGCCCCUGGAGCUGCUGCCGCACCGCAGUGACCGCCACGACAGCGAGAGCCGCAGGUCUGGACGGCUCCAGAGCUCAUGGCAGCAGGGACUCCACCCUGCCAAGACCCCCACCAGACCAGGGGGGAUCGCCGAGCCCAAGGCAUCAAACCUGUGUGGGAGUCGAGCCUAUGGAAAGUCUCUGAUUCCCCCGGUGGCCCGGAUCUCAGUGAAGUCCCCCACAGCUGUCCUGGAGGCGGCAGCCACGGGCUCAGAUAAAAGAGCUGUUCUGACAAGAGGAUCCAGACAUCUCAAGAAGAUGGCUGAAGAGUAUCCAACCCUUCCCCAGGGAGCAGAAGCCUCCCUGCCACUGACAGGGAGCAUGUCGUGUGGCGUCCCCAGCAUCCUCCGGAAAAUGUGGACAAGGCAUAAGAAGAAGUCUGAAUACGUGGGAGCUACCAACAUCGCCUUUGAGGCUGACUAAAGGUGACCUUCCACAGGUGCCUUGCAUUGGCCAAAAUUCACUGCACGGGGAAGAGCUGGGCUGAAAUGGAGCCACGCUUACCUCCGAAAGCAGCUGGUCUGAACACAUACAUCAUCCUCACCUACUACCCGAUCACCUGGCUAAUGACUCACGAAAGGAACUUCCCUCAAAGGCCAAAGAAAAUUAUUCUUUCUCAGAAUCGCUAAAGCCCCUGGUCUGAAAGUGACUUUGGGAGGUCAUAAGUUUAUAUUCCUAUCUCUAAGCGAAACCACACCAAAAUAAAAUUUCCCCAGCCCAUUUUAAAGACUCCCAAGGAAGGAAGCAGGGGAUUCUUCCAUCUUCCUUGUGAGUGCUUCUGCUGUGUGUGUGUGAUUUCUGGUAUAAAUGUAGGAGCUUGAUGUUUGAGGCACUUGUAAACACAAUGGUUCUCACUACUCCUGUUGUCACAUUGAUUGCAUUUCGAGGGGUACAAUUUUCAAUGACAAAGCACCACAUCUUGACUUAGUAGUGCAAAUAUCUGCUUGACAGUAAUGUCAAGAUGGGUUUGGAUGAUCAUUUAGCAUGACUGCAUGAAUUUUCUAUUCUUUUAUGUGCAUUUUUAAUAGAAAAAUAUGAUUAAAAGUUAAAUGUUGAAUGCUAAUGUUUUCUGGAAUGGCAUAGUCUAGUAGAAUUAGUAAUAUUUUGGUAUAAUGAUUUCAACUUUUGAAAGUGCUUUCCUAUCACGUAUCUCUGCUCUUCACAAUUGUUCCCAUUCUCCAGGUGGGAGAGGCCUUACAGGUUGUAGGACUAGAUAUCAGACAGUGGACCUGGGUACCAGCUCCUCCCUUCUCCACCAGACUCCUUGCUUUGCUUACCCUUGCAACUGACCUGAGGAAGGUUUUGAGUAGUAGGAGUAUGUCUCUGGGAGCAAUCUUUGAAGGGAAGAAUUUCACAAAGCUGGAAUAAUAAGUGGUUUGAAUAAAAUACAUUAUUAUACAUUAGGUUAAGCCAGAAGAAACUGUCGUGUUUAUAGGUCAAAGCCAAUUGAUUAUCCAUUUCAUAUAGUUCCACCUAAGGUAUAAUAUUAUGCUUUCCUUCUUUUAAUGAGAAUGUCAUUAUCAACUCUAUGGUCAACAUCAGUAGCCUUAAAGGUAAUAUGAUAAUGAUAUCUAUCACU